AUGCUAAAGGCUCUAAUGGAAGAAGUGGAUAACAUGCAAGAACAGAUGGAUAAAAACUUGUCAAUAAUAGAUUAUAACUUUUGGACAAGUAAACUGGAUGACAGCAAUAUUAUAAAAGGCAGUAGGGAAGAAUUAGAAAUACUCUAUUAUAAGGCCCGGCUCGACAUGGCGGCGGCGGCGGCGGUGGGGGACUCCGACUCCUGGGAUGCGGACACGUUCUCCGUGGAAGACCCGGUGCGGAAGGUGGGGGCCGGCAGUACGGCCGGCGGGGACCGCUGGGAAGGCGAGGACGAGGACGAGGACGUCAAGGAUAAUUGGGAUGAUGAGGAGGAGGAAAAAAAAGAGGAAGCAGAAGUAAAACCAGAAGUAAAAAUUUCAGAAAAGAAAAAAAUAACAGAGAAGAUAAAAGAAAAAGAACGGCAACAGAAGAAAAGGCAAGAAGAAAUUAAAAAGAGGUUAGAAGAACCUGAAGAAACAAAAGUACUAACACCAGAAGAACAAUUAGCAGAUAAACUGCGGCUAAAGAAAUUACAGGAAGAAGCAGACCUUGAAUUAGCAAAAGAAACUUUUGGUGUUACUAAUACAGUUUUUGGAAUAGAUGCUAUGAACCCAUCUUCGAGAGAGGACUUCACAGAGUUUGGAAAGCUACUAAAAGAUAAAAUUACACAAUAUGAAAAGUCAUUAUAUUAUGCCAGUUUUUUAGAAGCCUUAGUUCGAGAUGUGUGUAUUUCAUUGGAAAUUGAUGACUUGAAAAAGAUCACCAAUUCACUGACUGUGCUUUGUAGUGAGAAACAGAAGCAAGAAAAGCAAAGCAAAGCCAAAAAGAAGAAGAAAGGUGUGGUUCCUGGAGGGGGAUUAAAGGCCACCAUGAAAGAUGAUCUGGCAGAUUAUGGUGGUUAUGAUGGAGGAUAUGUACAAGACUUUGAAGAUUUCAUGUGACAUUUUAUCUUCUCUGGUGUCUUCUCUCUGUUGCCCACAAUCCCUUCAACAUGUAGCACAACUUCCUUUCCUUUCAGUUCUGCCAAAUGCUACAAUCAGAAGUGCAGUAUCUUUUGUGCUGGUUACUUAACCCCUUGACACUUAGGUGCUAAUGUGCAAAUGAGGGAACUUGGAUCUCGCUGCCAAGGGGUUAAAAUUGGGAACCUCAAUUGCUACUAAAUCAUAGUUUUAAAAAACACACAAACUUAAUAAUGUUGUCAUUGUUGCUAUCUGAUUCUAUAGCAGCAGUCACUAAAUUGGAAACAAAGGUUGCAACAUGACAAGAAAUUGUGUAGUAUUGACCAGCACCAUUCAGUAAUACAGCCUUAACCAUACCUCCUUGAACUACUUCAUAACUUGUCAAGAAAAGCAGUUUGCAGCAAGGGCAUGUGAUGUGCACCUAGUAUUAAAAUUGCUUUGUCUUAAAAUUGAGCGUGAGGAUAUUAAACAUACAUUGUGAAGAAGACUGCUUUUGUCAGAGUGAAGAUACGGCGGCUGAAAACUACUAGUCUGAUACUUAAAAAUUGACCAAAACCCUCCACUUUGAAGCUGAAGAAGGUAAACCUCUCCGUUAUUGUAUUACAAGUUGUGAAAUCUCUUGAGUGCAUACUGUCUAUCAGACUGUUCUACUGAUGAAUUGCUUCAGAUGGGGGAGGGAAACCCUAUCUGCUUUAUUUGCGUGAUUGGAGUGUCUGAGGAACAAAUCUCCUUUGUUCUUCUGGGCUGCAAUGGAAUAACUUUAAACAGG
Molecule: messenger RNA, 1726 nt
Organism: Myotis daubentonii (Daubenton's bat)
Lineage: Eukaryota; Metazoa; Chordata; Mammalia; Chiroptera; Vespertilionidae
Product: eukaryotic translation initiation factor 3 subunit J-like
Cellular component (GO): eukaryotic translation initiation factor 3 complex; cytoplasm
Molecular function (GO): translation initiation factor activity
Source: RefSeq, a predicted model, not a curated record